Molecule: messenger RNA, 2405 nt
Organism: Perca flavescens (yellow perch)
Lineage: Eukaryota; Metazoa; Chordata; Actinopteri; Perciformes; Percidae
Gene: rras
Product: RAS related
Exons: 6
Coding region: 628-1221 (197 amino acids)
Biological process (GO): signal transduction
Cellular component (GO): membrane
Molecular function (GO): GTPase activity; GTP binding
Source: RefSeq, a predicted model, not a curated record
ACGGACGCUCGACAUGACCAAAUAAGGAAACUGACACAUGAAAGUGGAAUUUGUUCUGCCUCAGUAUUCAGUUAUAAUAGGCCAAAAAGCUAAGAAAGCUGAACCGUUUGCAGGGCUCUAUCGUUCAUGUUCUGUCACACAGAUAGGCCGGCUGGUGUGUGUGUGUGUGUGUGUGUGUGUGUGUGUGUGUGUAUAUCUGUGUGUGAACAUUAGUCCGGGCUCUGCUUUAGUAAGAAAAGAGGAAGCAGUUCCGCCCCCUAGAAUCUGCCUGGAGGCCGAGGAGAAAAGAGCAGAAAGAAGAGAAAAGAAGGCACAGCCCGCGACCUAGCCCGUUCUUCAGACCGAGAACUAAAGCCGGAACUCGGUGCUGUCGAGGCGGGAGGACACACUGCGGCUGUCCGCUCCGGUCCUGUGUUGAAAAGUUGGUUGUAGAAAAAUGAGCUUCAUGUGAAAGAAGUUUCACUUUGAAGCUGGUGUCUUCGGCUAACAGGAACGUUAACGGGCGGGACCUACUCGACUACUUCACUCCGGAUUGGCUCGGCUCGGCUCGGCUUUAGCUUGCUCCUGGUGAACGGCGGGGGACUGUGGACGGGUUUGUAACCAGGACUGAUCCCAGUUCUAACCAGUAUGAGCGGAGAAGAGGAAAGAUUCAAACUGGUGGUGGUGGGAGGAGGAGGGGUGGGGAAGAGCGCCCUGACCAUCCAGUUCAUCCAGUCCUACUUUGUGUCGGACUACGACCCCACCAUCGAAGACUCCUACACUAAGAUCUGCACCGUGGAUGGAAAGGAGACCCGGCUGGACAUCUUGGAUACAGCAGGUCAGGAGGAGUUUGGGGCGAUGAGGGAGCAGUACAUGCGCUCAGGAGAAGGCUUCUUAUUGGUGUUCGCACUCAACGAUCUGGGCAGCUACCACGAGGUCCAGAAGUUCCACACUCAGAUCCUGAGAGUGAAGGACCGAGACGACUUCCCCAUGGUGCUGGUUGGGAACAAGGCGGACCUGGAACAGCAAAGAGUGAUCUCCAGGGAGGAUGCUCAGGCGUUCACCAGAGAGCACCGGAUCCACUACAUGGAGGCCUCGGCCAAGAAUCGCUACAACGUGGAUGAAGCCUUCUUGCAGCUGGUACAAAUCAUCAGACGAUUCCAGGAGAUCGAGAGUCCUCCUCCUCAAAGUCAUCACUCGGGGAAACAGAAGCGCGGCGGCUGUCCCUGUGUCCUCCUCUGAGUGCUGUUACCAUGGAAACCAAAGCCUCGUCCCUCUUCAGCUUGUCCAAAAAGGAGUGCGUGCGUGUGUGUGUGUGUGUGUGUGUGUGUGUGUGUGUGUUUUGCGUGUGUGUGUAUGUGCGAGAGAGAGAUACAAUGCAUCUUUUUCUUUUCAAAUGGUUCCAUUUGCACUUUUUUAAGAAGCAGUGUUCUUUGAAUGCGAGGAUCUAAUGGGAGAGGUGUGAGUCGCUGCACAGAAACAGGAAGUGAGUGUUCUGCCGUCAGUGAGCGAUGAUGACGUUACUGUACACAGCCAGUGUUCACAAGCAGAGAUAUCCUCACAGCAUCACGCGUUGUAGAAAACAAACCACACUGCUGUUAGACAGGCGGCCACGCCCUGCGGUAACAGAUGAUGUCAGCAGCGACAUCAUCGCUGACUCUUGGAUCGUGUUAGGGAAAUCACACAAACUAUUAUUUCCAAGACUUUUUGUCUUUUAGCUCCGCUCAGCACCGUUAGGGGCCUUUGUCUUUUGUUGGACUGCAUUCUGGUACUAAUGUCUUUUUUUUUUUUUUUCUUUUUUUUUGGGGUUUUUUUUUUACGUCAUCCGUGUCUAAACAUGAGCCGUAUGCAUAGGGAUGUUUUUCACAGACAUCAAAUGGUGAAAACUCAUUCUUGAACUUGAGCACAGCCGUUUGCCAAAACAAGCCUCGUUCACUUCCUCUUCCUCCUAGCGCUCUGAGCAGCAUCUCGUGGUCUUCGUCGGACACUGGAGAUGGUUCAAGUUGGCGUCACGUGACCUGAGUGUGCACGCAACGUAGGAAGAGAUGGCGAGCUGUUGAAUGAUGCUCUCUGUCAGCCGGCGUCGUGGUUCUGAUCUUCAUUCAGUCUCUUAUCCAGGCGUCUUGCUCUUGCACCGAUGCGGUGUUGCCCUCAGCUGUCACAUGCAAUGUCAUGAUGAUGUAAUUUACCACUCCUGUCUCCUCACCAUAGUUCCUGUCUUUAGGGUGUUCCAGCAGAGAUCUUAAAGGGAAACUUUGUUCGUUUUUUUCACAGAGUGACUCAUGUGAACAACAAUCGAAUGAAAACUGGUCCAGUAUUGAGCGAGAACACUUUAACUGGAAGCUGUGAACCAGGCUGUAAUGUAACCCUACAGGACAAAUGUUCAGCAUCCGUUAGCGUCCACUAAAAGUUCAUUUUUUUUUCCA